This is a messenger RNA of Seriola dumerili (greater amberjack), 3568 nucleotides long. RefSeq names its product xylosyltransferase 2 (gene xylt2). Lineage: Eukaryota; Metazoa; Chordata; Actinopteri; Carangiformes; Carangidae. Gene Ontology annotation, molecular function: protein xylosyltransferase activity. The record is from RefSeq and is a predicted model, not a curated record. Gene Ontology annotation, biological process: chondroitin sulfate proteoglycan biosynthetic process; heparan sulfate proteoglycan biosynthetic process. The transcript has 11 exons. Gene Ontology annotation, cellular component: membrane. The coding region runs from base 9 to 2648 and encodes 879 amino acids.
UCGAAAAGAUGGUGGCCAGCGCUCGAGUGCAGAAGCUCCUCCGACGAUAUAAACUAGCGAUCGCCGCCGCAUUAACCAUCCUCCUGAUCCAAGGGCUGGUAGUAUGGAGUCUGAGAAGUCUGGAAGAGGGCGAGGCAGAGAGAAAAACACGACGGUCUAAGCUGCCAGACCACAACAGUCAGGACCCCAAGAGAGACGCAGCACUUUGGGAGAAACAAAACUCUUUGUCAGGGAAGAACAGGGGCAGAUGGAGCACCAGGUUGGAGAGGACAGGGGGCACAGCAGCCAGUGCACUGAGGAGAGGAACCAGCCGGCGAGGAGGAAAGCCCAGCAUCAGGCUGAAGUCUCCUCAGGAGCGGGGGAUGACCGGGGCUGGAAUGGACAGUGUCAUUCCCCAUGACUUGUCCAGCAGCCGCAACUUCAGCGAGACCCGAGGAGGCACAGAUGGGGCGGCUAAGCUACCUGCUGCUGCCAUACCGGGGGAGCCGGGCAGCGUAGACGGUGCACACCAAGCCCCCAGCAGUGACUUUGUGCCUAAAUGUGAUAUCAUAGGCAAGGACGCUCUGUCUGCCCUGCAUCGCGCCGGGUCACAGCAGUGCCGACAGGAGAUCGCCAACAUCGUGUGCCAGCAUCAGGCUGGUCAGCUCAUGCCCGACGCACUUCCUCAGUUCUGCCCCCAACUUGGUGUAUCAAAUCCAGUUCAGGCCGCUGGCGAGCUGGACAACAGCCUAUCCAAAGUGGAGAACCCUGUCAGGGUGGCUUUUGUUCUGAUGGUCCACGGCCGUGCUGUACGGCAGCUCAGGCGCCUCAUCAAAGCCAUAUACCACCGUGACCACUACUACUACAUCCAUGUGGACAAGCGAUCCGGCUACAUGCAUCGAGAGGUCCUGCAGAUAGCCCAGCAGUUCCCAAAUGUGCGUGCCACGCCCUGGAGGAUGGUCACCAUCUGGGGUGGUGCCAGUCUACUGAAGGCCUAUCUUCGCAGCAUGCAGGACCUGCUCUCCAUGCUGGACUGGAAAUGGGAUUUUUUCAUCAAUCUCAGCGCCACAGACUUCCCCACCAGGACCAAUGAUGAACUGGUGGCUUUCCUGUCGCAGCACAGAGACAAGAACUUCCUCAAGUCACAUGGAAGAGAGAAUGCCCGGUUUAUUAAGAAGCAGGGCCUUGACCGUCUCUUCCAUGAGUGUGACAACCACAUGUGGCGUCUCGGGGAACGCAACAUCCCAGAAGGCCUGGAGGUCUCAGGUGGCUCUGAUUGGUUUGCGCUCACCCGCCGCUUCGUGGAGUACGUCAUCAACUCCCAGGAUGACCUGGUGUCAGGGCUGAAGCAGUUCUAUUCCUAUGCUCUGCUCCCCGCUGAGUCUUUCUUCCACACGGUGCUGGGGAACAGUCAUAUGUGUGACACCCUGGUGGACAAUAACCUGCGUGUCACCAACUGGAAUCGUAAACUGGGCUGUAAAUGCCAGUACAAGCACAUUGUCGACUGGUGUGGCUGCUCUCCCAAUGAUUUCAAACCGCAAGACCUCAUCCGUAUUCAGCAAUUGACCCGACCAACAUUCUUUGCUCGUAAAUUUGAGUCAACAGUAAACCAGGAGGCCAUAGACAUCCUGGACACUCACCUCUAUGGCCAGUACGCUCCGGGCACCAUCGCUAUCAAGGCAUACUGGGAAUCCCUGUUUGAGCAGUUGGAUGGCGUCGGCUCUCUCAGUGACGUGGCUCUCACUGCUUAUACUUCUUUCUUUCGCCUGGGCCUGAAGAAUCUGGCGACCACUCAGAGCAAUGUGGAGGCCUGCAGGUUUGAACCAGUGGGCUACCCUCUGUUGGUACACUUGUACUUUUAUGAUGACCGUUUCCAAGGGUACCUGGUGCGUCAGGAAGCCCAGGCUGUGGGGUCAAAGGUCAGGGAGACACUGGAGAUGUGGGCAGUGCCCCAGGCCUCCCUCGUCCUCGAGACGAACCUUAAAGAGUUUGAAAGGCUCAAGAAUCUGGAAAUCGGCACAGAGUGGGAUCCUAAGGAAAGAAUCUUCCGUAACUUUGGUGGGGUGAUUGGGCCUUUGGAUGAACCCCUAGCAGUCCAAAAGUGGGCCCGUGGUCCCAACCUCACAGCCACUAUUGUGUGGCUUGACCCAGCGCUGGUAGUGGCAGCAUCAUACGACAUUACAGUGGAUGUGGAUGCUGAGUACACCCAGUACAAACCGCCGCUGCAGCGCCCCCUGCGGCCUGGGACCUGGGUAGUACGGGUGUUAAAGCAAUGGGAGCGCGUGGCAGAAGUUCGCUUUCUUGUCAUGCCGCUAACCUUCAAAGAUAAGGAGCCACUACGCAAAGAAGAGGACAGCUGGCUCCAUGUAGGUCCUCCAGGGAAUCAGUACCUGGAGCAGAGUUUCCAGCAGCUGAGCUCCAUGUUGAAGCUGCCUCCCCAGGAGUCUGCCAUGCAGGAGGCCCAGCGUAACGCCCAGCUUGUGGGUCAGGCUCUUGAAGCUUGGGUGGACAGCAGUGUGAGGAACUUCUGGGUCACAGGUGACCUGUGCACCACGCAGACUUCAUCCUGCCCAGCACUGGGACCUUGCUCCAAAACCUCCUGGAGCUCUCUGUCCCCAGACCCCAAGUCUGAACUGGGCCCAGUCAAAAGUGAUGGGCGGAUCAGGUAGCCCCAAGAGAGGAGGGUUUGUAGACUUUAACACAUACACAGGAAGACUGAGAGAGAGCUGGACCUACACUGGAGAGCUCCAGCAGAACCUGUGUGAACCGGAUAUUGUCCCCAAGGUCUGCUCAGAGCUCAAGGGCACAUAAACAGGGAGCUUCCUGCACUGAGGAGUCAAGAUAUCCUUAGUGAAGUGGUACUAUAGACUUAAAAGAAGAGGAUAUGACUGCUGGAAAAUUUGCACAUAGAAGAUUGCAAGCGGAAAGCUCUUGUGUCAUUGUUUGCUCAAUGGUUCCAUGGAUGACAGAUGUAUUGUUGUUAUUUUGCUGGCACACAGGUUUUCAAUCGGGGUCAGUCUCGGUCGGAGUCCGAAGACAACCCUGUGCACAGUUUUCAGUUUUCCUCUGCUUUGAAAGAAUCAGAAAGCAGUUGUCAAAACUCAACAACAGGCUCCUUCGCUGUGCUUCUAUCUUCAUUUCAAGGGAGAGUGGAACCUCUGAGUCGUAUUAUUGUGCUUAUUUUGAAGCAUUACUAUGUAAGCAUAUGGAGCAGUCAGCUGAAGUGCACUUUACUGUAAGACUGUGAUGUUACGCAGAGGUCACUCGGUCACAGUGUGAGGAGCAGAAGUUACAGAGUCAUGGAUAAGGUCACAUCACAUCUUCAUUUUACAGUAGGCUCUAAGACAAAUACCUGCACCAUGACUCCCUGUUGCACAGACACAUCAGUAACUUGGGUUAGGAAGAAAUAAGGAAAGAGAGUGAGUGGGGUAUUUAGGUUUCGAGUCGUCCUAAUUUUUAGUUCUGUUUACUGUGACAUCAUUUUUGAACAUGUAAUUUUUUUAUGUAUUUGUCUGUUAGUUUCCUGAUGUGGCUGUUUAAAGUGUUAGGUUGUCUUUGAUGUCCAUUGUUGCAAAAAAAAAAAAAAAAA